CGCAGCAACAGAAGGCUGGUGGCUUGGAGAUGGGCGAGCCAAACGGGGUCCCUCCUGGGCCGGGCGGGUCCAGCCCACAGAGGAUUCAGCGGGGACUACAGAACGCCUCUAGUCAGGGCCACGCUGGUGAGAAACACGACAGACGAGAACGAGGCUCGGAUUCUGUACGAGUAUCUGGCCGAGGCCUCCGUGGUGUUCCCAAAAGUGUUCCCUGUCAUGUAUUGGCUUUGGCGGGCUGUGGAGGUUUGCCGGAACCUUCUCCAAGUCGACGGGCAGUUCGGACACGGCGGAGCUCUUCGUCAACUGCCUGGAGAAAGCCAUGAUGGUCGAGUCGUGUCUGCCGGGGGACGACCUUGACAUUCUGAACCCGUACCCGAGCAGUCUGGGCAUCUGCAGCAACCUGAACUUGUCGAGCUCCAUGUCGAAUCUGAGCGUGGGCUCCGUGCACUCGCCAACGGAUAAAGACUCGCUAGACAAGGCCGGGGCCAACGGAGGUCGCACGCGCCACAGUUCGGCCACUCUGGCGGGCUCCAAGCCACGCGGCGGGAGCUUCAAGCAGAAGGAGAAGAAGAAGAUUAUCGACGUGGACUGAGACCCGCGGGGCGGGAUGGUGCUAGCGAUUGACGACGGAGGCGGUGAUGGUGGGACGACCGGUGAAUGAACGGUGGGAUGCCGAUGACAGCGGGGACUGUCUGUCGCGUGCGUGCGUACGUGCACACGCACACGUGUACGAAUACAUACACACUACACGUGCAUCGGACACGUGUGCAUGGCUUGGCUGGGCUGGGCUGGGCUAGGCGUGUCGUGCGCUGGGUGUGUGCGUGUGUGUUUGUGUGCGCAUGUGUAUGUGUGUGUCCUGGGUCCGGCGAGACUUUUUCUGUCCUGAUGCCUGACUGACUUGGCAUUUUGUCGACCCGGGCAGGUGCCGCAAACUUUCUGUGAUGCGUCGGGUCAAGGUCAGAGGGACCUGUUGUCCAGCCCCCCAUGGGUGUUGGAGCCUCGGGGCUUCGAUGAAGUCAUUGCAGUCGAGAUGCGACGAGACGAGACGAGACGAGCGUUGUUGUUAUCAUUCCGUGGUGAUGUGGAGGAGGGCUGGACUUGGAUGGAGGAUGAUGUCCUCUCUGACAGCUUGUGGGGGAGGGCUGGGGUGGGAGGGAGGAGGGGGAGAGGGAUCUGAGGAGGGUGAGGGGUGGAUUACUAGGUUACUAGUCUUUUCUGUGAGGGUGUGUGUGUGUGCUCAUGUGUGGGUGUGUGUGUGACCUGAAUCAGUUGUGCUGGGCAGUGUGUUGACUGAGACUGAGGGAGGGGAGGCCAGUAGUGGUGGACGAUGUGAACUUGGGGAAGUGUGAGCCGUCCUAGGACUGCUGUGUGCUACAGAGGCUGCUGCUGGCCUUUUGUUCUGACACGCUGUGUGCUACAGAGGCUGGUGGAUGUGUCAUCUGACUGACAUGCUGUGUGCUACAGAGGCUGGUGGCUGUGUCGUCUGACACGCUGUGUUCUACAGAGACAUCUUCUGACCAGUGUGUGCUACAGAGGUUGCUGUUGGCUGUGUGUUGUAACCACUGUGUGUUCUACAGAGGCUGGUGGCUGUGUCGUCUGACACGCUGCGUUCUACCUAGACGUCUUCUGACCAGUGUGUGCUACAGAGGUUGCUGCUGGCUGUGUGUUCUGACACAGCGUGUGCUACAGAGCCAUUCUGACAGGCCACAGAGGCGGGUGGCUGUGUCGUCUGACACGGUGUGUGCUACAGAGGCGGGUGGCUGUGUCGUCUGACACGGCGUGUGCUACAGAGGCUGGUGGCUGUGUUGUCUGCUGACUGCUGUGUGCUAUCUCCUCUUUGUCUGGCCUGGAACUCGGAACUUGUUACUUCUGCCUCUCCUCCUCCUCCUCCUCCUCCUCCUCCUCUAUCCUCCUCCUCUCUUCUCUCUUCCUCCCUUUCCAUCUCUCUCUUACUCCCUCUCUUCUCUCUUCCUCCCCUCCUCCUCUCUUCUCUGCUCCUCUCUCUCUUAUACCCUCACUGCCUUUUCUCCACUCUUUCUUUUCUGCUUCCAUCUCUUCUUUAUCCCUCCCUCUCCCUUCUGUACCUCUCUCUCGUAACUCCUUUCCCCUCUUUCCUUUUCUUUCUUGUUUUGCCCCGUGGAUUUGAGUGGACUGCCAGCUGAUUCAGGACUUUUGCUUGACUGUCUUAGUUUCUCUGUCUCUCUGUCACUAUGUCUCUCUCUGUCUCUCUGUUUCUGUCUGUCUGUCUGUCUGUCUGUCUGCUCUCUCUCUCUCUCUUUCUCUCU
Messenger RNA from Aplysia californica (California sea hare), 2285 nucleotides. RefSeq names its product neurofibromin. NCBI's taxonomy places the organism in Eukaryota, Metazoa, Mollusca, Gastropoda, Aplysiida, Aplysiidae. The record is from RefSeq and is a predicted model, not a curated record.